AAAACUUCACUUUACUGGAGUUGGAUCCGCAACAGGGGCGAUGCUACUUCGGUGUUUGGCCACAUCGCGCACAAUAAAGACAAAACAGAUCUCACUAAUUUAAUCAAAAGAAGCUAGAAAUGUUUCAUUUAACGCGCUUGUUAAAUAUAGCUAAUAGACCAAAAGGGAUGGACUGGCGGUGGACCGUUUUCACACUGAUUUUAAACGUUCACUUCUCUUACGGGUCUCCGUCUUCUUAUGACUUGUUCCAAAAUUCAGCGCACACUGGAGCGCUCCACAGACACAGAAAUAGAAACUGGUGCGCCUAUGUGAUCCAGAGGAACGUGAGUUGUGUGGUGCAGGGAAGUGCAGGGAGCUUCCAGGAGCCUGUGGUGGCCCCCUGCCCGGCCUACCAGCCCGACUGCCAGCAACAAGUGACAUACCAAACACAUUUUCGACCCACGUACAAGACUGGCUACAAGCUGGUCACAGUGUUGGAAUGGAAAUGCUGUCCUGGUUACAGUGGUCCAAAUUGUAAAGAUUUUAACCCACCGUCAGGGGGACAGACACAUCUUGGACCCCGGUCUCAUCCCCCACCAAAUUCUGGAGUCUCAGCAAGGCAGGCACAGAGGCCAGAGCGGAGGGAGACAGCGCACCAUGAAACCCGACACGGUGUCUCAGAUAAGGUGCGUCUUCUUGAGGGUGAAGUUCAGCGUCUGUCUCAGACAGUUGUGGAUCUGCAGUCGACUCUAAAUGGAUUAACCAAUAACCUCCUCACAGACCUGCAGGACGACUCAAAGAAGAUGCUGUUGACACUUCUAAACAACAUGCAUCCUCAAAAUAAUAACAAUAGUUCGGGUGCAGAGGAAAAUCCAGCGGUGCUAGAUGGCCAUCAGGCCACCAGAGGUGGGAUACCUGGAGAAAAAGCCCUGGAAAAAAUUGAAGCCCGUUUAGAUGAUAUCAGUCAUGCACUUAAAAACAAGGACGAAGCUUUGGAAGACCUAAAGGGAAUCACAACAAGUCACGAGGGACAAAUACGUGUCCUAAUGGAUGCCUCUCAGUCUCAGACCCCAACCAUAGCUGAGUUUGAUGUUAUACAAACCUACGUUGAUGGAAAAUUUGAGAACCUGAAGAAGGAAUUAGACCAGCAGGUGGAGGAACAGAUGGCAAAAUUACAGGGGUUAUGCAAUGAUAAGGUCCAGAUUGUGCAGAAAACCUGUGAAGACAGUCACAAUCAACUUUUUGGUAAAGUGACAAAGCUUGUGGAAGCCAAGGAGGCUGAUCUGAGAAAAGAAAUCCGAACAUUACGUUUGGAAAUGGCAGUUGCGGAUGGGCCGGUACGGACUCAAAGACAGUCGGAAUCACCCAGAGAGGACAACAGCGACCAUAAGGACCUGUGGCGUGAGAUUGACCGCAUAGCAGAGGCCCAUCGAAUCCUCAAUGUUCGCAUGGACAAUGAACUGGCUCAUUUUUCUUCAGUUCAGGACAUUGGUGAUUUAAAUUUGUUGAUUCAAGAGAUGGAGGCGCGCGUAAAUAUUACAGAACAAAACGCAGAAACCCAUUGUUUCUACAUCGAAGAGAAGUUAUCGCAAACAAUAGCAGAUGAAGUGGCUGCACUGCGACUGCUUCUUGAUGAGCGUUUGAAUAACGUGGAGAACCAGUUUACCAACAUACUUGUGGAAAUGAACAACAAUUCCUCCCCAAGAAUAUCUGACUCCUGGAUGAAUGCCACUGAAACUCAAGCCAAUAACAACAAACUCCUCAUCCGUGGUUUGAACAGCAGAGUUAGUAACCUAGAGAAGGUGUGCUCUGCAGGAUGUUCAGGCUCAGAAAAUCCUGCAGGUGAAGGAAAACCUGCACUGACACCUGAUCAUUUAGGGAACAUUUUGACAGACCUGAAGCGAUAUAGAAAUGAUCUGGAUGUUCUUCACACAAUCGUCGGUUCCAACAAAGACAAGCUCAAGCAGUUGGACAGUAUUGUUCAAAGGCAGUCUACUGGAAAUGGGAGGCACGUAAACACAAUGGAGGACUACCAGAAGGGGCUGAUUAAUCUUCAAGAUAAUGUGCUUGGCUUGGCUGGUGCUGUUAAAGGUUUAGGUGAUUCCCUGAGCAAAUACGACCAGGACAUGCAGAAAUUAAACUCAACUUGCUGCCAAGCAGAUCCGAGUAGUCAUGGAGGUCCAUCACAAGUCAACUUGGCUUCGGCUGACUCUACCAGUCAUCAACUGAAUGAGCUGAAUAACAUGUUUGACUCACUAAGUAGGCAACUUUCAUCUGAAGUGAAAAUUUGCAAACAGAACACACAAGGCGUUUCUGAUGGAAUCUCAGCUGUGGAUGGCCGUAUAAGCAGACUUGAAAAGGUUUGCGAGAGGUCAGACGGGGCUAACAUCAAAGGCAUGAAAACUGAGCUGGACACAGAAAUUGGAGAGUUACGGGACCGCGUCCACAGGACGAAUGUCACCUGUGGAAAUCAUGGCGCAGAUAUCAUUGCAUUGCAGAAUUCCAUGCAGAGGCUUCAUGCUCAGAUGUCAACAGUGGCCAAGCAUGUGCUGAAGGACGUCACUGCUAAAGAACCAGGAAUUACCUUAAGAGCAGAAAGUCCUUCCUCUGUGCCUGAUUCAUCUGGGAGCAGAACCAGAAUCAAAGAAAUUCACAUCCCUGUAAUCCUCCCACCUCUGCCGUCCAGCCCCAACACACCUGCACAGCCCAACAUCCACACGAUCAGAAUCACUCCACCAAACCAGCCCUCGGUGCCCCAGCAGCCACGCCUCUCCACUCUGAUGCCCGUUAGACCUGUGUUGGAGACGGGAGAGGCGGGGCCUCCAGGAUACAUGCGCAGGGUCACCGUGCGUAGAGGAUCUGAGGACUCGUCGAGCAAACCUGUCAAUGGGUUUGCCAGGGCGCCAGGCUAUCCUCCUCUGCAGCCUGUGUCUUUGAAACCUCAGCCAGCCAGCCAAAGAGCUCCUCUAACACCAAAGGUGCCCUGGAACCAGAUGUAUCAAGCUUCAGCUGACUCACCUGUUUCAGUGGACGAUGGUAGACCUGCAGACCCGUUCUCCUUCUCUGCUGGCCUCACUCAGCAGCCAGCCUUCAUGAGAGAGUUUGGCGUCAUUCGCUUUAAUAAAGUCCUGGUCAAUGACGGAGGACACUACAGUCCCCACACAGGAACCUUUACCGUACCACACAAUGGCCGAUACUUGAUAUCAGGCCUGCUGACUGCGAAGCUGGGGCACCACAUAGAGGCUGUGCUGUCCGUGUCUAAUCGCAGCAUACACAGGCUUCGGAGCUCAUCUGGACCUGGGGAUUGCCAACAGAAGGCCUCAGCUGGUGGAACCUGCUGCUUUGGAGGAACAGUGUCCUUUAGUCUGAUUCUCCCGCUGAGGAAAGGAGACCGGGUCAGCCUGUGGAGGAUCAAAGGCCAGCUGGCCACAACAGAGUCUGGAGAAAUCCUCUCCACAUAUAACGCCGUCUUCCUGUAUGCAUCGCAGGCCAAAAGCUAGCUGGAGCUCAGUAGAGAGGACUAAAUGUUAAGAGUUUCUGACUGAAUGAGAUGUUGAAGCAUAUUUUUCACUGAUUUAAUGUGAUGCAGCUAUUGAAGGUGCAAUGUCACACUGAAGAUUCACAGUUAAGGGUUCAUCUAAGAAGUUUUACCAGCCUUUAGCGAGAAGGCUAAAUGCUACAGGCAGGGGGUUGUAUCUAAUAUAUUUGAUCAUUAAACUGAUUUUUGUA
Nothobranchius furzeri (turquoise killifish) is the source of this 3708-nucleotide messenger RNA. It is a transcript of the gene emilin2a, whose product is annotated as elastin microfibril interfacer 2a. NCBI's taxonomy places the organism in Eukaryota, Metazoa, Chordata, Actinopteri, Cyprinodontiformes, Nothobranchiidae. Gene Ontology annotation, molecular function: protein binding. The record is from RefSeq and is a predicted model, not a curated record.